UUUGUGCAGAUUCUGGGACUUCCAUUUUCUGUUUUCCUUUGUCUUACCAAAACGAACAAGAUCUGCGCGCGCGCUAGCUCGGAGUAGAGAAUCGUCCUAUUUUCGUUUUUUUUUCUUUGAAUUAAAAAAAUUACCUGCCAUGGCGACGGAGGUUUUGCGGCCUCAGGACUGCUUGGUCGAACGGAUUAGGGUUCCUCCAGCCGCGUUUUCCAGGCGGAGGAACUAUGGGGGUUAUUGUAAUUACAAUAACUACGUAACAAAUCCCAGGCCUUCCCGGAAACCAUCGAACAGACCUGAGAGGCAGGACCAGAGGAAGCGGGUAGUUGUGCCGACCCAGCCGGUGUCGAAGCCGUCGAUCUCAAAGAAAUCGAGCUCCGAUGACUCGAAGAUGGCGAAGGGAAGCGGUUUGGUGAUGGAAAAGGUGACGAUUCUCAGGAGAGGGCAAUCCUUGGAUUCAACGAUUAAGAGCGAGGUUUUGAAGGCGGAAAGCGAGGACCUGGUGGUUUGCGGGACGCAGAGAUUGGGUCCAGAUCCAGAAAUGGUUCCGAAGCAGAUCCGUAUCGUGAAGACCGACAUGUACGCAGGAUCGGCGUGUGCAGUGUCUCCGUCGCCGAGCGCGCUUCCUCUUCCAUCUUUUUGGAAGAAGAAGGAGUGCUCAGUGGCCGUUGACGACUCUGCAACGCGAGAUCUGAGGCGUCUCCUCCGGCUCGAAUGAUACGGAAGGGGUCGAAAAUCGGGUUGGAUGACCCGAAAAGAAUAAAUAAUUCUCCCUUCUGUUUGUACCUUUCUCAUCAUCAUCUUCUUCCCUAAGUCGAGUUUCGUCUUCGCUACGUCCCUCCCGGAUUGAAGGUCUGGUCCGACUGUGAUUUUUUUAAAUGGAAGGGCAGAUCUGAAACUGGGAAAAGAAGUAGGGGCGAAAACGUGAACAAGCUAGAAAUAGUUGUGCUUGUGUUAUUACCAUCAUCUAUCGGGUCUGUUGUGUAAUAUUGUACGGUUAGUCGGGGUAAAGGAGGUUAAGUAUGUGACAGAACAAAAAAGACGGAAGAAAAAAAAAGAAAAUGGAGGGGUUGAUUUGUAAAAUUCGGAAAAUAUUAGGUUUGGUUUAUGUGGUCAUUGGUAAAGUCGGCGUCUGAUUAGUAAUUUAUUUUCUUUCUAGUUCACUGGGCUGCGUCUGCAAGUGCGUUGUUACUUUUGCUUGUAAAGAUAAAGAAUAAUUUUAGGGAAAUAUGGGCAGAAUUCAAUUUUUCACGC
Molecule: messenger RNA, 1251 nt
Organism: Neltuma alba
Lineage: Eukaryota; Viridiplantae; Streptophyta; Magnoliopsida; Fabales; Fabaceae
Exons: 2
Coding region: 140-715 (191 amino acids)
Source: RefSeq, a predicted model, not a curated record